Molecule: messenger RNA, 861 nt
Organism: Dictyostelium discoideum AX4
Lineage: Eukaryota; Evosea; Eumycetozoa; Dictyosteliales; Dictyosteliaceae
Gene: expl1
Product: expansin-like protein
Exons: 3
Coding region: 1-861 (286 amino acids)
Cellular component (GO): membrane
Source: RefSeq, a predicted model, not a curated record
AUGAAAACUUUUGUAUUAUUUGUAAUAUUAUUAUGUUUAACAUUUUUAUCAAUUUCUAAAAGUGAAACAUGUCCAUUUUCACAAUCAUUAGUUAGUGGUGCAUCAGCAACUUACUACACUGAUCCAAAUGCAGGUAAUUGUGGUUAUGAAAAUCUCAUGGGACCUCUUGGACCUGGUAAUUUAUUUAUUGCUGCCCUUGGCCCAAAUCUCUACAAUAAUGGAAAAAAUUGUGGUCAAUGUUUUAACAUCUCAUCACCUUAUACCAAUAGAUCAGUAGUAAUUAUGGCUACAGAUUCAUGUCCAGAUUCAGGUUAUUGUCAAAGAUCAUCACAUUUUGAUCUUUCAACCCAAGCAUUUGAUGUUUUAGGUGCACAAUCGAUUGGUGUAUUAGAAGGAUUAACUUAUUAUAAGGUACCAUGUGGUGUUAAUGGUAAUGUUAAAAUUAUGAUGAAAGAUGGUAGUAAUGAUUAUUGGACAGCUUUUUUAAUUUAUAAUUCAAAAGUAACAAUUAAAGAUGUCUCUGUAAAGAUAACUGGUAAAUCUACAUAUACAAGUUUAACUCAAAGUUCUUACAAUUAUUGGAUUUCUCCAAAUAUGGUCCCAGGAUCAUUUGAUGUUAGAAUUGAAUCUGUUGGUGGUGAAUUCAUCUAUAUAACCAUUCCAAAGGUUGAAAGUAGAAAACAAUAUGAAACAUCAAGUCAAUUCAGUGUUGAUGGUUGUGUUGGAACACCCUCUGGUCCAUCUGGUGGUUUAGGUAGUCCAUCAACUGGUGCUAGUAUUGGUACUCCAUCUGAUGCUUCAUCAUUAACAUUAUAUGCAUUAUUUUCUUUAACAAUUUUAUUUUUAGUAAUGUUAAAUUAA